Messenger RNA from Cannabis sativa, 744 nucleotides. RefSeq names its product 18.1 kDa class I heat shock protein-like. The record is from RefSeq and is a predicted model, not a curated record. NCBI's taxonomy places the organism in Eukaryota, Viridiplantae, Streptophyta, Magnoliopsida, Rosales, Cannabaceae. The transcript has a single exon. Bases 122 to 571 code for a protein of 149 amino acids. Gene Ontology annotation, biological process: response to salt stress; protein folding; response to hydrogen peroxide.
CUUAAUUAAUUUAUAUAUUAAUUAAGAUCCAUCCCAAUAUUUUCCACUAUAAAUAAACUACUUCAGUUAAAUCCAUCACAUUUUGUGUUCCAAUAAAAGACACAUACAAGGCUCAUACGACAUGUCGUUUGUUCCCAAAAUCUGUGGUGGCGAAGAAGUAAUCCUAGACCCAUUCCUGUCGUUGAUGAACAAGUGCCCUGUUCUCAACACCCCAACUGACUGGAAAGAGACCCCGAAAGCCCACGUGUUCGUCUCCGACCUUCCCGGGUUGACCAAAGACCAAGUCAAGGUCGAGGUCGUCGAUGGCCGAGUUCUGCAAAUAAGCGGAGAGAGGAAAAACGACGAGGGUGAUUAUUGUGGGUUACCCAAAGAGCAGAGUCGUCAUCAUGGUGACACGUGGCAUCGCGUGGAGCGUUCACGUGGGAGGUUUCAUCGGAGGUUUCGGUUGCCGGAGAAUGCUAAGGUGAAUGAGGUGAAGGCUACGAUGGAGAAUGGAGUGCUUACUGUCACCAUUCCCAAACAAGAAGUGAAAAAACCAGAGACAAAGCUUGUUCAGAUUCAAGCUAAUUAAUUUAAAUUAAGGAUAUCUUAUAUAUAAUUAUUACAAAUUAAUAAAAGAGGAGAGUGUGGUGUGUGACUUUUGUUUUUUGUUUUUUGUUUUAAAGGAUUGUGUAAUUAAUUAUGAAUAAUAUUUAUGUUGGUUGGUUUUAUUACUAUGAAUAAAUAAAUAAAGUGGUUUCUCAA